Molecule: messenger RNA, 761 nt
Organism: Mangifera indica (mango)
Lineage: Eukaryota; Viridiplantae; Streptophyta; Magnoliopsida; Sapindales; Anacardiaceae
Product: protein translation factor SUI1 homolog 2-like
Exons: 5
Coding region: 203-544 (113 amino acids)
Biological process (GO): translational initiation
Molecular function (GO): translation initiation factor activity; RNA binding
Source: RefSeq, a predicted model, not a curated record
CUAACCCUGGAAAAUUUUCUUCAAUAUAAUUCCAAUUCCAGAUCUUUCGUUCAUUUUUUCUGUGUCACCAAACAUCGGCUUAGGCUUAUCCGGUUUAGGGUUUCUUUUGAUCUAAUCGAUCAGACUCGCACGAACCUCAAACCCUAAUAUUCGGAUCAGGUUUGAGUUCUGGUUGUUAGCCCCGUUUCAUCAGCCAAGUUUCAUGUCUGAUCCCGAUAUUCAGAUUCCUACUACCUUUGAUCCGUUUGCUGAUGCAAAUGCUGAGGACUCUGGUGCUGGGACAAAGGAGUAUGUGCAUAUUCGUAUUCAGCAGAGGAAUGGUAGGAAAAGCUUGACAACUGUCCAGGGGUUGAAGAAAGACUUCAGCUAUAACAAGAUUCUCAAGGACCUCAAGAAAGAGUUCUGCUGCAAUGGUACAGUUGUCCAGGACCCUGAAUUAGGACAGGUUAUUCAACUCCAAGGUGACCAGCGUAAGAAUGUGUCAACCUUCCUUGUCCAGGCUGGCAUUGUGAAGAAGGAGCACAUUAAAAUCCACGGUUUCUAAGCCCCAGAAACUUGACUGUCUGCACACUGCAUGCCCCUAAUGUCAGUGCAGAAAUGCUAUCAAAAACUACUUAUAUGUUGGUGCAAUUAUAUCAUGGUCAUUUCCCAGUUCGUUUGAUAUGAUGUAUGCAUUUUGUGGUACUGGUGUUCUCUAGUUCUUUGGAUUCUGUAAUGUGGAAUGAUAAUGGAAUGUUAUGCAGUUUGCUUUCCCCCGCCAA